CCCUUUUGAAUUUGUAAUUCUCAUGAAGACUCACUCUCUCGCUCUUUGAUUGGGAGAGAGAGAGAGAGAGAGAGAGAGUGUUUGGUUUUUGCAGAGAUGGAAGGUGAUGGUGAAGGAGGAACCACAAGGAAGAGAGGGACAGAGUCAGAGGGUCAAACAAGGUACAAAGGUAUCAGGAUGAGGAAGUGGGGCAAGUGGGUCGCUGAGAUUCGAGAACCCAACAAGCGUUCUCGGAUUUGGCUCGGUUCUUAUUCCACUCCCGUUGCUGCGGCGCGUGCUUACGACACCGCCCUCUUCUAUCUCCGGGGACCAUCCGCUCGCCUUAACUUCCCCGAGCUUCUAGCCGGAGAAGGUGGCGCUACCAGUUGCGACAUGUCCGCAGCUUCUGUUAGGAAGAAAGCCACGGAGGUCGGUGCCAGAGUCGAUGCCCUCCAGGCCACCCUCCACCGCCAGCUUCCACAUGCUUCCGCCACACGCGCCGCCGCCGCUGGGGAAUUUGCGGUACGGGUUGACCUUAAUAAGAUACCCGAGCCCGAGAAUUCGGAUUGUGACUGGGACAUGGAUUAGAUGCUUUGGUUGCUAACAUGCGCCGCGCACGUUACGGCUGAAACAUGGUUAUGUUGAUGAUGAGUGAGGUCCGAAUGGAUUAGUGUAACUGUUAUCUUUUUUUUUUUUUUUUUUUUUUCUCUUUUUAUCUUCUUUUCAAUUUAGAUUUCACAGAGAAAUUUUGGCGUUGUAAAAAUUUUAAUUGUAAAUUACGUAAAUCAG
Gastrolobium bilobum is the source of this 768-nucleotide messenger RNA. RefSeq names its product ethylene-responsive transcription factor ERF008-like. Gene Ontology annotation, biological process: regulation of DNA-templated transcription. The transcript has a single exon. The coding region runs from base 97 to 567 and encodes 156 amino acids. Lineage: Eukaryota; Viridiplantae; Streptophyta; Magnoliopsida; Fabales; Fabaceae. The record is from RefSeq and is a predicted model, not a curated record. Gene Ontology annotation, molecular function: DNA binding; DNA-binding transcription factor activity.